Messenger RNA from Protobothrops mucrosquamatus (brown spotted pit viper), 1814 nucleotides. RefSeq names its product phospholipase B domain containing 1 (gene PLBD1). NCBI's taxonomy places the organism in Eukaryota, Metazoa, Chordata, Lepidosauria, Squamata, Viperidae. Gene Ontology annotation, molecular function: glycerophospholipase activity. Gene Ontology annotation, biological process: phospholipid catabolic process. The coding region runs from base 73 to 1722 and encodes 549 amino acids. The record is from RefSeq and is a predicted model, not a curated record. Gene Ontology annotation, cellular component: extracellular region. The transcript is spliced from 11 exons.
CCAGGACAGCGGCCGGGGAUAAGCUAGGCGAAUAAUCUUGCCCCACUCUCGGACCAUCUCGGAGGACUCGGCAUGAUCCGCUUCGGCACCCCCUCCUCCUCGGACAAGCGCCGCCAGCGGUGCCGGAGCUGGUACUGGGGCGGACUUUUGCUUUUCUGGGCCGUGGCAGAAACUCGAGCAGAUAUCCACUAUGCUACUGUAUAUUGGUUGGAAGCUGAAAAAUCUUUCCAAAUUAAGGAUGUAUUAGACAAGAAUGGCGAUGCUUAUGGCUAUUACAAUGACACUAUACAAUCUACUGGAUGGGGGAUUCUUGAGAUCAAAGCAGGCUAUGGUAAUCAGCCCAUAAGCAAUGAAAUACUCAUGUAUGCUGCAGGUUUUUUGGAAGGCUACCUCACUGCUUCGCACAUGAGUGACCAUUUUGCAAAUCUCUAUCCUCAGAUGAUUAAGAAUGUCAUCAUUGAACAAAAAGUUAAAGAUUUUAUGCAGAAACAAGAUGAGUGGACGAGGCAACAGAUUAAAAAUAACAAGGAUGACCCCUUCUGGAGAAAUGCAGGCUACGUUAUUGCUCAGCUGGAUGGGCUGUACAUGGGAAACGUGGAAUGGGCUAAACGGCAGAAAAGGACACCUCUCACUGACUUUGAAAUUAGUUUCCUAAAUGCACUUGGCGAUCUACUUGACCUCAUUCCUGCUUUAAGAAAAAGUUAUUUUCGUUCUAUGCCAGAUGUUUCCAGGAUAUAUCAAUGGGAUAUGGGUCAUUGCUCAGCUUUAAUCAAGGUCCUCCCUGGGUAUGAGAAUAUCUAUUUUGCUCAUUCUAGUUGGUUCACAUAUGCUGCCACUUUGAGAAUAUAUAAACACUUGGACUUCAAAAUUACUGAUCCACAGACAAAAACAGGACGUGCCUCUUUCAGCAGUUAUCCAGGCUUUUUGGUUUCCCUUGAUGACUUUUACAUACUUGGCAGUGGAUUGAUUAUGUUGCAGACCACAAACAGUGUAUUCAACCUUUCUCUUCUUAAAAAAGUGGUACCCGAGAGCCUCUUUGCAUGGGAGAGAGUCCGUAUUGCCAAUAUGAUGGCAGAUUCAGGAAAGACCUGGGCCGAAACCUUUGAAAAACAAAAUUCUGGUACCUACAAUAACCAGUAUAUGAUACUCGAUACAAAAAAGAUCAAAUUACAAAGAAGCCUUGAAGAUGGGACUCUUUAUAUCAUUGAACAGGUUCCCAAACUUGUAAAAUAUUCUGAUCAAACAAAAGUUCUUCGUAAUGGAUACUGGCCUUCCUACAACAUCCCUUUCGAUAAAGAAAUUUACAAUAUGAGUGGAUAUGGAGAAUAUGUUCGAAGGCAUGGUUUGGAGUUUUCUUAUGAAAUGGCUCCAAGAGCUAAAAUCUUCCGACGGGACCAAGGAAAAGUAACUGAUAUAGAGUCCAUGAAGUCCAUCAUGAGAUAUAAUAAUUAUAAGGAAGAUCCAUACACAAAACACGAUCCCUGCAAUACCAUUUGCUGUCGAGAAGACUUGGAUCACAGGACUCCGGUUCCAGCUGGGUGCUAUGAUUCUAAGGUAGCAGAUAUCAGUAUGGCUGCAAAGUUUACAGCCUAUGCCAUCAAUGGCCCACCUGUGGAGAAAGGCCUACCUGUCUUCAGCUGGGUUCAUUUCAACAAGACAAAGCACCAGGGUCUACCAGAGUCAUAUAACUUUGAUUUUGUUACUAUGAAACCAGUGCUGUGAAUAAUCUGUAUCUGAGGAUUUUAACAUAUGCAGGAAAAUUGUGUUUACAUUUUUUCUGCCAUAUCAAAUAAACUGAUCUGGAUAUACCUUGA